Molecule: messenger RNA, 1848 nt
Organism: Ruditapes philippinarum (Manila clam)
Lineage: Eukaryota; Metazoa; Mollusca; Bivalvia; Venerida; Veneridae
Exons: 3
Coding region: 1-1848 (615 amino acids)
Molecular function (GO): zinc ion binding
Source: RefSeq, a predicted model, not a curated record
AUGGAGGUACCUGGAAAGACCAGAGAUAGAGCUCAAGGAUUUGCGUCAUCUUCGGGAUCAUUUGAAUGCAAUGGAGUAUUAUGUCAACCUUGUUCAAGCGAAGGGGAGAUUUUAGUAGCAGAUGGUUUCUGUAAGAACUGUCAGGAGUAUCUUUGUAAAACGUGUAUCAAAUAUCAUCGCAAAGUAACUGUCAGUAAACAUCAUACUAUUCUAGAUAAGGCUAAUAUACCGAAGAAUGUUGACCACCAAACCAUCAAACAACUUUGUACUGAAACAUGCGAGAAACAUAAAUUAGAGAUAAUCAAGUACUUCUGCAGAGAUCAUGAUACAGUCGGGUGCGGUAAUUGCAUGGUAAUUAAACACAAGGCAUGUCAGGUUGAGUUUAUUCCGGAUAUAGCUGACGAAUUCAUCAACGGAGAAUAUAAAGCUAUUCUGGAUAGAAUCGAGAAACUCCAAACUAAAGUUGAUUCCAAGAUAAUGUCAACAGAGAAAGGCAAAAAAGCAUGUGCUGAAGAAUUCGUUUUCGCAGUUAACGAAAUCAAAAGGUUCCGAAAGGAGAUUGAAAAUUAUUUAAACAAGAUGGAAAAAUCAGUGCUUAAGGAAUGUGAGCGUCUCAGGAAAGAAAAUGAAAAUGUUAUAACUAAAAAUGAGGGUAUCCUGAAAACUAUCAAGUCUGAACUAGAUGGCAUUACUGAAUAUCUCAAGUCACUGUCAAAGAAAACCACUGACCUGUUUGUUGAAGCAAAACAAACUGAAGCUCGACUGAGUCAGUUAGAGCAAGCUUUAACACAAACUAUAAAUACGACAUAUACUGAGUAUACGUUCGUACGUAGCAGUGACUUUGACGCGAUGGUUUCUGGAAGCUGCAGUCUGGUAACAGACAAGAAACUGACACCAAUCAGAGAAAUAAAAGUCAACGGACAAUGUAGAGGGAUAGCUCACUACCAGAAUACAUUGCUGGUAUCUUUUGUGGAACCACCAAAACUUCAAAUUUUAACACUGGACGGAGAGGUUGUACACAAUAUUACAGCUGGUACUUUAGGUUGGCCUGGUUGUGUAGAAGUUAACGUGUGUGGGAGUAGUUUCUUUGUAUCUGAUAAUAACAACUCUUCGUUGAUGAAAUUUUCGUUUGAUGGAAAAUUACUUGCCACUUAUCAGGACGAAAGUUUUAAGUAUCCGAGGUCAUUUACCGUUUGUGAGGAUGACAGAAGGAACAGCGAUUGGCUCACGAUUAGGGAUGAAUUACGCAUCUACAUAUAUCUUGGAUCAUGGGAAUCACAGCUGAUGGAGAUAACAGAUAAACUUCCGCUUGAGUAUUUUCGGUAUGUUGAUGAUGUUUGGGGCCUUUGGACUCACGGUAUCGAGUCUUUAAAAUCAUUCCACGAGCUUAGGAAUAACCUUCAUCCCAGAAUAAAGUUAGAAUUAAGAUAUUCUACUGAAAAACUUGAAUUUCUCGACGUAAUGACGAAGAUUCAGAAUGGCAUUUUAAUAACAGACCUUUACACUAAACCAACAGAUAAACACCUGUACUUGCAUAAAGAAUCGUCUCAUCCGGAAUCGACUAAAAGAUCAAGACCAUAUGGACUUGUCCUCCGUGCUAAACGAAUAUGUACGAAUGAAUCGACUUACAAACAACAUAGGGAUAACAUUAAAACUCAGUUACAGAAACGAGGCUACGAAGAUCGACAUAUUGAAACAGAAUUAAAAAAAGUAGAUAGUAAGAAAAGAAGUGACUUAUUACAGUAUAAUGAAGAUAAAGAAAACACUGAAAGAAUCCCCGUAGUACUGACAUUUUCCCGAGCGCUCCCGAAUGUAGGACAAAUAGUACGAAAACACCUACCUGAAUAA